Molecule: messenger RNA, 2183 nt
Organism: Varanus komodoensis (Komodo dragon)
Lineage: Eukaryota; Metazoa; Chordata; Lepidosauria; Squamata; Varanidae
Gene: REPIN1
Product: replication initiator 1
Exons: 6
Coding region: 363-2183 (606 amino acids)
Biological process (GO): regulation of transcription by RNA polymerase II
Cellular component (GO): nucleus
Molecular function (GO): RNA polymerase II transcription regulatory region sequence-specific DNA binding; DNA-binding transcription factor activity, RNA polymerase II-specific
Source: RefSeq, a predicted model, not a curated record
UGCUGGCUCACACUGGGCAUUGCUUUUAUUUCAGUGCGGCCUGCUUUGUGGAAUGAGACGAAGCUGUCCUAGGAUAGGGUGCAGGUCCCAAGAAAAUAAUGAUUUAAAAGUUGGCGCAUGAAGGAAUCGUAGUCUGUCAAGGGGGAAAGCGUCUGCAGAAGCUCGAAUGAGCCAAGUGGUGGGAAUGCAGCUGCGGGACACAGCAGGUGGGACUCAGUCGGUGGCGCGUGUCUGCUUGGCGAAGAGGGAACAGUCCGUCUGGAACAGGAGCGAAUUCCAGGUGACGCCUGAGCCCCUGCCCCCGGCCCGCAUCUCCCUGGAGGAGCACACACAGCGUCCGCAAGGCACGGGUGGAAGCGGUGAUGGAGAACUACGAGCUGGUCACUUCCCUGGGCUACCCGGUUCUCAAGCCCGAUCUGCUUUCUCGGAUCGAACGUGCCGGAGAGCAGUGUGCUGGAGAUCAGCUGGACUCGAGCAGGGGGAUCCCGACAGAUCCCUGCCCAGGCUACCGUUUCUUCAAGCCAGAGAGCCUGUCUUGGAUCGAGCGGUGGGAGGACCUGGGCGUCACGGACCGCCAGAAGCUGGAGGAAGGCAAGCUGUGCACGGGCUCCUGUCAAGGGGCAGCUGGCCGCGGCAAGGCCAUCAAGGAGGAGGAGGGCGGCCAGAAGGGCUUUGUGGCAAGCUUGGAGCGCUACCAGCUCUUCCCCGACAGCUCCCGAGCGGGGCUCUUCCUGGCCCCCAACUCCGCCCAGCUGAGGAGCCAGCCCCGCGUCAAGAAGGAGGAGGCGGCCUCGUGUGAGCCCAGCCUCUGCGGGCCGGGGCGCCCCUCCCAGGGCCUGGGGUCCGGACCCUUUGCCUGCGUGGUGUGCGGGAAGUGCUUCCGGCAGAAGCAAGGCCUCAUCACGCAUGGGCGCAUCCACACGGGCGAGAAGCCCUACCCCUGCCUGGAGUGCGGCAAGCGCUUCCGCCAGCGGCCCAACCUGCUGACGCACCAGCGGGUGCACACGGGCGAGCGCCCCUUCCCCUGCCUGCGCUGUGGGAAGCGCUUCAGCCAGAAGGCGAACCUGGCCGCCCACCAGCGCACCCACGCCGUCCAGGAGGGCCUGAUCAGCCCCGAGCCCAAGGUGCCCGUGCCGCGGGGCAGCCGCCAGACGGAGAAGCCCUUCCCCUGCAACGUCUGCGGGAAGAGCUUCAGCCAGCGGCCCAACCUCAUCACCCACCAGCGCAUCCACACGGGCGAGAAGCCCUUCGCCUGCACCGAGUGCGGGAAGCGCUUCAACCAGCGGGCCAACCUCAUCACCCACCGGCGCAUCCACUCGGGCGAGCGCCCCUUCCCCUGCGCCACCUGCGGCCGGCGCUUCAGCCAGAAGGGCAACCUCGCGGCGCACCAGCGCACCCACUCGCAGCAGCGCCCGCACGCCUGCACCUGCUGCCCCAAGCGCUUCAAGGGCGAGUCGGCCCUGCGGGCGCACCAGCGGACCCACCGGCAGGUCCUGGGCGCGGACCCCCUGGCCAGCACCCUCCUGGCGGCCCCCGCCCUCCAGCAGCCCCUGGCGGGCGACCCCGCCUCCGUGGCUGCUGCGCAGCGCGCGACGCCCGCCCCGCGCCAGGAGCUCGCGGGGGACCCGCCCCCGGGGGUCCACCGGGCAGCUCCGCCCGGGCAGCACGGGGCCCCUCACGGGCAGAGCCUCCCCGCGGACCCUCCGGCGGGUCCCCACGCAGCGGGCCCCGCCGGCCACCUCCAGGGUGUGGCCCCCAGCGCCGAACAAGCGCCGAAGCUUAGCGCCCCCCCCGCCGGGAUGGACCCCCACACGGAGAUGCUCCACUGCCAGCGCCGGCUGAGCCUGCCGGCCCUGCCCAGCGCCAGCGCCCACUCCGUGGUGCCCAUGGGGCAGCCCCAGCCGAUCACCUCCAAGCCGAAGAGCGUGCCGGGGCCCCGGCCGGCCGCGGUGGAUGCCCCGAGCGAGAUGAUCCACUGCCUCUGCCACGCCAGCCGGGCCUCCCUGGUCAUUCCGCACCCGCCGCACCUGGGGCAGCUCCAGCCGGGGAGCAGGGACACCCCUGGCCGCGCCUGGCUGGGCAUCCCUUGCCCGGCACGCACCCUUCAGCUCCAGCAGGGCGCCCAGAGCCACCCGGCAGCCCCCAAUCCCAGACUGUGUUCGAUCCCGGACUCCCUGCGGUAG